UCCGGUCCUCUGCCCCCACUUCACUGAUUCCCUCGAGACUCGAGAGAUGCGGAUGGCGGAUACGGGAUACCCUGUCUCUCUUCUCCAAAUCCGCAGCAUUUUCCUAUUCCAGAAAUUCGUGCGUUCGUUUCCCACGCUUCUUCCUGCCCACUCCACACUCCACGUCUCCCCUUCUCUCCUCCGGUCCUUGCGGGCAGGCAACCCCCUCCUUCGGAUCCAACGCUGGCGUGCCGCGACGGAUUCCGACGCCCGGUCGAUCAGCCGCCACAACCCCGGGUUCCACCCGGAGAGGCUUGACCCCGGCAUUCUUUUGAGAAAAGGAAGCAGCAAUAGAGAAUGGCCUCGAGGGCAAUUGUUAGGAGAAGGAAAUAUAUUCUGGAGCAUACUAAUGCGCCACUUUUAUUACAUUCAUCUAAUUCUCCUUUUAGCCAAGGAACAUUUGGAUGUGAUAUUGAGCACAGCACUAUAUGUCAUUUGCCCAAGCAGAACCUGGGAGAUUCUAACCGUGAGAAGGCACAGUAUAGUUUAAGCAAGAGAGGCCUUUUGGGCCUUAGUAAUGGAUUACUGCGGAGCCCAACCCUUGGUGUUUCUCUUGCUGUAUAUGUAUCUAAAGCACAGAAUUUUGGAUUUCCCUUGGGAGCCAGGUAUUUUCUGCAGUCAGUCCACACAGUAUCAAAAACAGCUGGGCAGCCUAAGUUUGGUGUUCUGAAUGAGCAGAGUGAGGGCCAGAAGCAGCAAACAAGGGAGGCGUCUCCAGAAGAGUGUGAUCAGGCAGUUGAAGGCUUAAAUACUGCAAAAGCUAAAGCUAAAGCAAAGCAGGUGCAGGAAGUUCAAAAUACUGACCAAUCAAUCAUACAGAAAUUCUGCGCAAUGCUUCUUGGUAUUGGUCCUGCUCUGCGCGUUGUUGCUUCAAUGAGCAGAGCUGACUGGGCCGCGAAGUUGAAGCAUUGGAAGGAAGAAUUCGUUUCUACACUGCAGCAUUAUUGGUUGGGCACUAAGCUACUUUGGGCAGAUGUUAGGAUUUCAUCUAGAAUGUUGGUGAAACUUGCUGGUGGAAAGAGCCUUACAAGGAGAGAGAGACAACAGCUUACACGCACAACGGCAGACAUGCUCAGGCUCGUACCUUUUGCUGUUUUUAUCAUCAUUCCGUUCAUGGAAUUCUUACUGCCAGUGUUCCUCAAGUUGUUCCCAAACAUGUUGCCGUCUACUUUCCAGGACAAGAUGAAAGAAGAGGAGGCAUUAAAAAGGAAACUGAAAGCAAGGAUGGAAUAUGCAAAAUUCUUACAAGAUACAGCAAAGGAAAUGGCAAAAGAAGUUCAAACAUCACGUAGUGGAGAGAUGAAACAGACAGCUGAAGACCUGGAUGAUUUUUUGGACAAGGUCAGGAAAGGGGAACAUGUUUCCAAUGAUGAAAUUUUGAGCUUUGCAAAGUUGUUUAACGAUGAGCUCACUCUGGAUAACAUGAACAGAGCGCGGUUAGUAAACAUGUGCAAAUAUAUGGGGAUUCAGCCUUUCGGUACAGACCACUACUUGAGAUUCAUGCUUCGGAAGAAAUUACAAGACAUUAAGAAUGACGACAAGAUGAUCCAGGCUGAGGGUGUGGAGUCUCUUUCUGACGAGGAGCUUCGACAGGCUUGUCGUGAACGUGGCCACCUUGGUUUAUUGUCAACAGAGGAGAUGUGCCAUCAGCUCAAAGACUGGUUGGAUCUAUCACUUAAUUAUUCGGUGCCAUCAUCUCUUCUGAUUCUAUCAAGAGCUUUUACCGUGUCUGGAAAAAUAAAGCCUGAGGAGGCCGUUGUAGCAACACUAUCUUCUCUGCCAGAUGAAGUUGUGGAUACAGUAGGGACAGUAUUACCUUCUGAAGAUUCUGUCUCUGAACGCAAGAGAAAAUUGGAAUUCCUGGAGAUGCAGGAAGAACUUAUCAAGGAAGAGGAGAAAAUGCAAGAGAAAGAAGAUCAAGCAAAGCUAGAGGAACCAGAGGCUACUGAAGAGGAUUUGGCUUUGAAGGAAAUGACUCAGCCUACUGCAAGGGAAGAAGAGGAACUAAAGAAAUCGAAAGAACAUGAGAAGAAGGAGCACCUUUGUAAUAUCAGUCAAGCACUGGCUGUGCUCGCGUCUUCUUCUUCUGUUACCAAGGAGCGUGAAGAAUUUCUGAGUCUUGUCAAUAAGGAGAUAGAACUAUAUAACACCAUGCUGGAAAAGGAGGGCACAGAGGAUGAAGAAGAGGCUAGGAGGGCAUAUAAGGCGGCUAGGGAGGAAUCAGACCAUGCUGUAGAGAUAGUUGCAGGAGAAAAAGUUUCUUCGACAUUAAUAGAGAAGAUUGAUGCCAUGCUUCAGAAAUUAGAAAAGGAGAUUGAUUAUGUUGAUAAACGAAUAGGCAACCGCUGGCAGCUGCUUGAUAGGGACCGCGAUGGCAAAGUAACUCCUGAAGAGGUAGCAGCAGCGGCAGAUUAUCUCAAAGAUGCCAUAGGGAAGGAAGGCGUUCAAGAGCUCAUAACCAGUCUUUCCAAAGACAGAGAAGGGAAAAUCCUCGUGGAAGACAUUAAGAAGCUGGCAUCAGAAACUGGGGAAAACAAUGAACAGGAAGAAACGGCGCGAUGAUAGGCAGAAGAAUUAACAAGACACGACAGAAGAAUUAACAAGCACUGUCGUGUCUUGUUAACAUCAGCAGUCCAUUUUACCCUUGUUUUCGUCCGUGGCAGCGCAAACUGCAACUGUAAAUGACGGCCGAUUUGUUUGUCCUGCUGCGUUGGAGCGAGUUGCCUAGUUGUGGCCGUAUCAUAAGUCGCUUUGGCGACACUGCGUGCGUAUAGUUAGUCCCCGGUGCCGCCGAUCGUUAGGUAGGUGAACGGCAACUGACUUUUCAACCGGUUGUCGUUGAGAUGGAGAUACCGAUUGGCCGGAUGGGACAAUAAAAUUCAAGUCUGAUGCGAAUAAUAAUCUGAAUAAAGAUGGUAUAUAUGUUGAAUAAGUAUCAGUCUUAAUUUAUGCUA
Brachypodium distachyon (stiff brome) is the source of this 2993-nucleotide messenger RNA. RefSeq names its product LETM1 domain-containing protein LETM2, mitochondrial. NCBI's taxonomy places the organism in Eukaryota, Viridiplantae, Streptophyta, Magnoliopsida, Poales, Poaceae. Bases 337 to 2601 code for a protein of 754 amino acids. Gene Ontology annotation, biological process: intracellular monoatomic cation homeostasis. Gene Ontology annotation, cellular component: mitochondrial inner membrane. Gene Ontology annotation, molecular function: calcium ion binding; ribosome binding. The transcript has 15 exons. The record is from RefSeq and is a predicted model, not a curated record.